Messenger RNA from Spea bombifrons (plains spadefoot toad), 1970 nucleotides. It is a transcript of the gene UNC119B, whose product is annotated as unc-119 lipid binding chaperone B. NCBI's taxonomy places the organism in Eukaryota, Metazoa, Chordata, Amphibia, Anura, Pelobatidae. Gene Ontology annotation, molecular function: lipid binding. The transcript has 6 exons. The record is from RefSeq and is a predicted model, not a curated record. Gene Ontology annotation, biological process: cilium assembly; nervous system development; lipoprotein transport. Bases 252 to 971 code for a protein of 239 amino acids. Gene Ontology annotation, cellular component: cilium.
AGUUGGGCAUUCCUACAUAUUAUUAAGGAUUCGUCAAUAAUUCGGGACUAUGUAUCCACUAAAACCUCCAUGACAUCACGAACACGUCACGGAUAGUUGCACUCGCACGUCGCAGUGAGUGACGUCACGUGCGGGGGCUUUGUUAAGCGUCCCCCGAAUGCUGACCCGGUUACCCGUAAUUAGAGUUCCUCCUGUUGUGUAAAGUUCACCGGACGAAGCACCGGAGGAAGCCACCCUUUGGUCGUGGAGACAUGAGCGGGCUGGACAGAGACGCGGUUCAGGGCAAAGAAGAGAGGAAGAAGGCAGGAGGCGGCGUAAUAAGCCGUUUGAAGGCUCGGCGGAUUCAAGGGAAGGAAUCGAUUGCCUCUGAACUCGGUCAAGUGACCCCGGUCACCGAGCAGGAGUUGUUGGGUCUUACAGAACUAAGACCAGAACACAUCCUAGGCCUGAGCCGAGUAACAGAGAAUUAUUUAUGCAAACCAGAAGAUAAUAUCUAUGGGAUUGACUUCACUCGCUUUAAAAUCAGAGAUCUGGACACAGGCAGUAUACUUUUUGAGAUCUCCAAACCUUGCUCAGAACAAGAAGAGGAAGACGAGGAGAUCGGCCAGUUCGAUGCCAGCGCUGGACGCUUUGUACGCUAUCAGUUUACGCCAGCUUUCUUAAGGCUUCGGAAAGUUGGUGCAACCGUGGAGUUCACAGUAGGUGACAAGCCCGUCAAGAGUUUUCGGAUGAUCGAGAGGCAUUUCUUCAGAGAUCGAGUCCUUAAAAGCUUUGAUUUUGACUUUGGCUUCUGCAUCCCUAACAGCAGGAACACUUGCGAACACAUGUACGAGUUCCCUCAGCUCUCGGAAGAGCUCGUCCGUCUUAUGAUCGAAAAUCCGUAUGAAACCCGGUCUGACAGCUUCUACUUUGUGGAUAACAAGCUCAUUAUGCAUAAUAAGGCAGACUAUGCUUACAAUGGAGGCCAGUGAUUGGUCAGCCUUUACAGACUAUAUCCAAUGGAGCGUUCCCUAAUAGGAGCUGAAGAGCCGGAUUCCUGGGAGAAGACCAUGGCUCCCCCUUCCAUCAAAAGCAUUGACCUCUCGACUCGAGUUUUAUAAAGUGCUGUAGUCGGCAACCAAAAACUUCGUAUUUACAGGAAACGCUUUUACUGAUUUGUGUCAUUUUUAUAUAUGUGUGUAUACACAUUUAACUUGCUGUCCUAAAUUGGCAGUUAAACAAUAGCUUCCUUUCCUGAAUUUAAUUUUUUUUUUUUCAGGCUUUGAAACAAGUUUUUUGUUUUAUUUUUUACGUAGUUUUGUGACAGUGCCUCUCGACCACAGCUGGGUAUCUUCAGCUGUCUAAAAUCCGUGCCUACCUUAACGUUUGACUUCCAUAAAUAACUUUGUAGCAGUUUUCCUUACUUACAGUUACCAGGUUAUUUAAUUUCACGGCUUCAUAGAAAACGUGCAUUACUGAUCGCUCCCUGUAUGGUCAGCAUGUGCGGUGCUUUGGCAUUUUUCUUAAUAAGUUCUCUAGCUCUUCCAGUCAUCCUCGUAGCAAUAAUUCAAUUCCUGAUUCACCGCUCGAUGUUGAGGUAUCAGGUGUAUUACAAGUUAAGAAUCGCCUUGUCUUCCUUUAUUCCAAUGUAAGUAAAAGCUUUCAGCAAAGAUAUAUAGAGCAGACUUGUACAUUUAGGUUCAUAUGUAUUAGUUCACCCGUAACAAUGUCAGAAAAGUGAGCCACAACGAAACAAACUAAGGAGAAAGUUCAGAAUUGUUGUUCGCGCUCUCUCUACCAUCUCCGAUGAACGUUUCCCUGGCUCCGCUUGUCCGUCUGCAUUCGUCUUUUACUUCUGCGACAGGGCAAAGCGUCCACAUACAACCUCUUCCCCGUAGGGAAGUACUCUGCGAACGCUGAAGAGGAGACAUGGACGCGUUAUCGGAGAAGGUAGGGAAAAAACAACAAAUGUUGUUUCCCGAAAACAAAAA